Messenger RNA from Vigna angularis (adzuki bean), 3812 nucleotides. RefSeq lists its product as uncharacterized. Bases 78 to 3797 code for a protein of 1239 amino acids. The transcript has 7 exons. The record is from RefSeq and is a predicted model, not a curated record. Lineage: Eukaryota; Viridiplantae; Streptophyta; Magnoliopsida; Fabales; Fabaceae.
UAAGAUAUCUAUGGUGUGCGAAAUUUCCAAAUUAUUUGGAUUGCUCCAAUCUUGAGUUUUUAUGUUUAGGGACAAAGAUGAAAGAAUUUGAUGGGAUUUUCAAAAGAAUGGGAAUGCUCAAAGUUUUGAUUCUUCUUAACGAUGAGGAUGGAAAAACACGAUUGUCAACAAUAUCUUUCAAAACAUUAACAAAUCUUCGUUGUCUAUUCAUUCAGAAUUAUGAAUUGAGCGACUUCUCAUUUUUUGGCGGUAUGAAGAAUCUUCAAAGUCUCUCGUUAUGUAAUUGUUUACUGCCUUCAUUUCCUGAAUUACAAACCGAUGUUGCGAUUACACUAAAAUUGUUAGACUUAAAUGGAUGUAACAUUAAAGUGAAGAAUUUUGAAGUGAUUAAAAGAAUCCCGCUUUUGGAAGAGUUGUACAUUAUUGAUAUUAGAGGAAAAUGGCGGGAUGCUAACAGUGAAGACAAUAUUGAAUUCUUUAAGACGUUUAGCAUUCCCAAAACACUGCAAAGGUAUGGAAUUGUAUUAGGAUCUCGUUACUUUCAUCAUUAUAGUGAUGGAGAUAUUUACAUUCAUGGCAGAACUUUUUUACUUAACCAUUUUGACAUAUCAAAUGAGGUAAUAAAGGGUUUGGCAAAAAGAGCAAAGGAUCUAUUCGUGGCAACUAUUCAUGGAGGUGCAAAAAAUAUCAUCCCUGAUAUAUUUCAAAUUGAAGGAGGAGGUUUGGAUGAGUUGAAUAAGUUGGAGAUACAUAAUUCUGCAGAGUUAGAAUGUUUGAUUGACACUCGUAGUCACUCGAGUGAGGUGGUAACUCUCUUCUCCAAGUUGCAUACGCUUGGAAUUAAGAACAUGAGAAAUCUAAGAGUUAUAUGGCAUUGUUUUCUUCCUGUCAAUGGACCUUUUGAGAACUUAGAGAUGUUUGAUUUAAGUGAUUGUCCACGGUUGACAUUUCUCUUCACAUAUGUGCUUGCUCUAAACUUUGUAAAAUUGAAAAUAUUAAAAAUAUCAAGAUGUGAUGAACUGAAGUAUAUAUUAGCAGAUGAUGACAAAACGGAGGAAGGUGAAGAUGAAUUCACCACAGGGCAUCCUGUACAAAUUUUCCAAAAUCUGCAGUAUGUAAAGAUAAAUAGGUGUCGAGAAUUAAAACAUAUAUUCCCAGCCAACAUUGUUGGAGGCUUAACUCAACUGAAAGUUGUUGAUAUAGAAGAAUGUGAGAAGCUAGAUCAAAUAUUUGGAGAUAUUGUUCCAUCAACAGACCGUGAUAAAGUAAUAGAGGAAGGAACUCUAUCCAGCCCUACAAGUCUGAAGAUAAAACGUUGUGGGAAGUUAGGCUCAAUUUUUACAGCAUCUAUAGCUAAGAACUUGACUUCUUUGGAAGGAUUGUUCAUAAAAGACUGCAAAAGUUUGAAGGAUAUAGUAACUCACGAAAGGGUCAACAAAAAUCAGGAGGAAAGCAUUGUUGAGGAUGAACAUGAUUGUCAGAGUGAUAUUUCAAUCUUCCAAAGUUUGAAGAAGAUACAUAUCAGUGAAUGUGAGUUAUUGGAGGGUAUAUUCCCUGUUUCUUUUGUUGGAGAAUUGAAUGAUAUAACAAAUAAAGAGGCUGCUGAUUUGAAAGACUUCUCUAGUCGAAAUAAUACUCAAAUUGAGCUUCCUGCUUUACAAGUACUUGAACUUCGUGGUAUUCGGGACAGAACCAUUGUUGGUAGUUAUGAUGUGAUAUGUCCAUCUUUAAGAACACUAUCAUUGGAUAUUGGGAGAUAUGUUGGGUUUUUCAACAUAAAUUGUUCAACCGAUGCUUCAGAAGCUACAAAAAGGGAUUGUAUUGAAAUCAAGAUAUCGAACUCAGAUUUUGAUCCGCCGGUUGAAAGUGUUGAAUGUCUUUCAAAACAACCACAUGGUUUGAACUUCAUUAUGACACACAAUAUUAGAGAGAUUGAACUGAAAGGCUUUGAUAAGGCAAAGUACCUUUUUAAACUCUCCAUUGCUUCAUCAUUGACGAUGUUGGAAAUUUUGAGAAUUAACGAAUUUCUUGGACUUGAGUACAUUAUAGACACUGAUGAUGAAUAUGGCAAAGAGAAUAAGAAAGCUAUCUUUCCUAACAUAAAAAAGCUCUAUGUGUAUAAGUGUUUGCAAUUGAAAUAUAUGUUUGGGCAAUAUGACGUAGCUAAUAAGGAUUAUAAGGAGAUUCAUAUUCAAUUCUCAGCAUUGGAAAUACUCUCUCUUCGGAAUCUACCAAAGUUUGUUAGCAUUUGUUCUACCAACAAUCUCAUUGUGACGUGGCCAUCUUUGAAGGACUUUGAGUGUUACGAAUGUUUGUAUCCAUUUUACGGUUCAAGAGAGGCUAUUAUCACAAGUACGAAGGAUCCUAAAGGGAUUCAGAACCAUCUCCCCACUUUGCAAACUCUAAACAUAAUGGAUUCUGAUGCAGAACGUAUUUUUUGUCUUAAUGAACAUGAAAUGAUUGGCCAACAAGUGAGUUUAAGGUUAGAGAAGUUGGAGUUGUAUAAUGUACCUCAAAUGACUUAUAUUUGGGUGGGUCCCAACAAUUCCCUUACUCUCCAACAUCUUACCACAUUAAAAAUAUGGAAUUGUGGAAAGUUGGAAGUAAUAUUUCCAAAGUCUGUUGUAAGAUGCUUACCAGAGUUGAAGCUUUUGAAGAUAAGGAUAUGCAAAGAAUUAAGAGAAAUAAUUGAAGGGGAUAGAAAUUUGUCUAAUAUUCUUUCUCCUCAACCAUGCUUCCCAAAACUAGAAGCAUUGCAUGUUGAUCAUUGUCACAAGUUGAAAAGAUUAUUCUCUGGAUCUGCUUCUAAUGACCUUCCCAAUCUUCAUCUUCUGGCCAUAAGUGGAGCCAAUGAACUAGAAGAGCUUGUUGGAUGUAAACAAGGAAAGAUUAAAGUUGAGCUUCCAAGACUCAAACUUUUAAUAUUUACGCAUCUGGAAAACUUCAGUCAAGAGAUUGAAUUGCAUAAUGUAAAGAAUUGCAUUGUCUACAAAUGUCCGAAACUCUCUUUGACUUCAACAACUACAUUUGAGAAGCUCCUUGAAGAUUUUCCUUCUGAAGAUUUCAUAAACACUGAAGUUUGUAGUUGGGAAUUUGAAGCCAUAGUAAGAUGCAUAUACGACUAUUCAACUAUUAAUGAUAGCAGUGAGUUCACUUCAUCACAGAAGAUUGAGGACGUAGGAAAUGAGAGCAUUAAAUCUUCAUCCACUGGAGUUGAAGACAUUGGCAUUGGAGGUGCUGUUGCAACUCACAUUGCCAAGGUAGUUGAACAAGAUGAUAAGAUGAAUGAAGGCAAGCCAGGAAUAGUGGCAAGCCAAGGAAUCCAAGUACAAGAAGGGUUGAACCUUUUGCAUAAACAAGAGGGAAUAUAUGUUGCUCCUAACAACAACAAUGACAUUUCUUCAGCUUCUGCAGAUAUCCGUACAAGAUUGGGAGCAUAUAAACAUUUUGUUGAUCUGGAUGAUGCACAUAUUUCUCUUCUGGUGGAGGCAAUAACAACAUAUCCUCAUCUCUGGAAUGCUUCCAAGAAGUUUAGUGAGCGCUUUCAAGCUUGGAGGUUGAAAAUUUUGGCAGAUAUGUUGCUGUUCCUUCAGAAGGAAAGUGACGAUAGUGUUAUUCCUCAAAGAGAAAAAGAGUUCGAUAAACUAUGUGAAGAAGCUAUUGAAAUUGGAUUUGAGAGUUCAUGGGUAGAGGAAAUGCGUCAACGUGUUGUGGCGAGGGAUCCUAAGCUGGAGGAGGAUAUUGCUAAGAGACAAAUAAAUGAGAACUCUAAGAGGUAUGAUUAUUUUGUUGGAUGAUUAUACAUUUGGUGA